AGCAGCACCAAGCAGCUGCAGCAUCAUUAUGAAAGAGUCUGGCUCAUUCUCAGCCAAUGAGACGCGAGGAGUCGAACCUUCCUGUUCCUGCAGGAGGUGGAGAAGCUCUUCUCUCUCACUCCUCCUCCAUCAGAGGUUGGAGCAGCGGAGCUCCAAACCUCCUCAGAUCAGCAGCUGAGCGGAAAGCAGCGGCUCCUAAUUUAUUGCACCAUGAAGCUGCGCUCCUUUGCGCGCCUGGCGCUGUCCUUUGCGCAUGUUUGCUUCCUCUGCUGCUUUCUGGACGCAGUUUGCGCUCAGGAAGCGGCUGAGUCCGAUGCGCUCCGCAGGGGGUUGACAUGGCAGCACAACGGGCAGGUCUUCAGCAUCCUGAGCCGCGGGGCCCAGUACAGACCCACCGGGAGGCGGCAGAGCGGCUCCCCGCGCCGCAGCGACCCGGUCCUGGUCCUCAGCAGCGCCAACGACACGGCGGCGGGCGCCGCGUCCCGGGGGGCGCCGCGGGUCCCCGCCGCCAGCGGCUCCGCGCAGCUCCGCGUCAUGGCGCGCCAGCAGCCGCGGGCCGCGGGGGAAGGCGGCUCUGCUCCGGCCAACAGGGAGGACGGGAUGGUCGGAGAUGACCCCUAUAACCCCUACAAGCGCCACGGCUACGACCCCUACUACAACUACUUUGACACGUACCACAGACCCAGACCGCAGGCCCAGGCCCGGCCCGGAUACGGAACCCGCUACCACCAGAACGGUCUGCCGGAUCUGGUUCCGGAUCCGUAUUACAUCCAGAUCGCCUCCUACGUCCAGCAGUCGCCCAUGUACAACCUGCGCUGCGCUGCUGAGGAGAACUGCCUCGCCUCCUCGGCUCGCUACGCUGCAGAUUAUGACACCAGAGUUUUGCUGCGGUUCACUCAGCGGGUGAAGAAUCAGGGGACGGCCGACUUCCUGCCCAGCAGACCCCGAUACGCCUGGGAGUGGCACAGCUGCCACAAUCACUUUCACAGCAUGGAUGAGUUCAGCCUGUACGAGCUGCUGGACGCUCGGACCCACAGCCACGUCGCCGAGGGCCACAAGGCCAGCUUCUGCCUGGAGGACACGUCCUGCGACCCGGGAUACUACCGCCGCUACGCCUGCACCUCACACACACAGGGUUUGAGUCCCGGAUGUUACGAUACCUACAGCGCCGACAUCGACUGCCAGUGGAUCGACAUCACCGACGUCUCGCCUGGAAAAUACAUCCUGAAGGUGACGGUGAAUCCCAGGCAGCAGGUUCCAGAGUCCAACUUCAACAACAACGUGGCUCGCUGUGACGUUCACUACACGGGCAACGCGGCACACAUCUCUGGAUGCAGCCUGACGGGGUAUUGAGAAAAAUCCUUCAAAUGAGCCUGAAGAAAAAGUCAAAGGUCGAAGUUCAUGAAGUUAAAGUUACACUUUGUUUACAUGAGACCCAGAAUAUUCAUUCAUAAGCAAACACCUGAAGCAGAGAGGCGACACGGUUCCACAGCAGAGGCCCGGUUCUUACUGGACUCUGUUCUGGUUCCUCUCAUGGGUUCUGUAUUACCUCACAGCUGGACUUACUGGUUUCCUGCUUCUCCUUCUUCUUCUUUUUCUUCUUCUUCUUCUUCCCUCACAGGUUUUAUAUUCACGGCUUUUACUGAUGGAAGCUCAUUAUUUAGACUGCAAAUGAAAAACUUUUAUGGCAGAAAUGAAGAUUAAUACAAAGCUUAAAAACUAUUAUUGAAUCUAGUUUUUUCUUAGUCCCAGGGAAAUAUGAACGUUUUCUCACAGUUCACAAAUAUUUUCUUCAAAUCUUUUAUUUCAAAGAACAAAAAAACAAAAAAAAACCCAACUUUCCUUCAUUACACAAAGACUUUUUAUCUGCAUGUUUUUUCUUGCUUUUUAUAUAAAACAUUUAUGAUGUUUAAUUUAAUCAUUUAAAAUAAUUUCUUGAUAUUUUACAGGAAGCUGACUCAAACUUUAAUAUUCCCUUUAUGGUGAUAAAGAACAGAAACCAGGUUUUCCCUCUGUGCCUUUUUAUUUCUGUUAAGAAAGAACUGAAGUCAGAUUUCUGUGUGUGUGUGUGUGUGUGUGUGUGUGUGUGUGUGUGUGUGUGUGUGUGUGUGUGUGUGUGUGUGUGUGUUUUCUGCUGUGGAGUGUGUGUUUGCCUGUACACACACGAGCCAGCUGGGCUGUGAACGGAUGAGCUCCCAGUGUUUUUGCUCCCAGUGUUUUCUUCCAUCGCUGCUUCAAUAAAUUUGGCUUAAACAUGA
Poeciliopsis prolifica (blackstripe livebearer) is the source of this 2258-nucleotide messenger RNA. RefSeq names its product protein-lysine 6-oxidase. Gene Ontology annotation, biological process: peptidyl-lysine oxidation. The transcript is spliced from 7 exons. NCBI's taxonomy places the organism in Eukaryota, Metazoa, Chordata, Actinopteri, Cyprinodontiformes, Poeciliidae. The record is from RefSeq and is a predicted model, not a curated record. Bases 211 to 1353 code for a protein of 380 amino acids. Gene Ontology annotation, molecular function: protein-lysine 6-oxidase activity; copper ion binding.